AUGAACAUGAUCUUUGAUGCCACUACUAUGGACAUUGUUGAUGAUUAUGAAGAAAGAACAAUAGAUACAAUGACCAAUGCUGUACUUCAUGAGUGGAAAGUAACCUAUCCCAACUCUGGCAAUGGAAUCCAGACUCUACCUAGAGGCACUUAUCACAAGUACAUGCCAGAACAGGUGCAAGGACUUUUUGAGUUAGUUAUUGAGAACGGAUGGACUGCUAAGAUGGCCGCCAAAAAAAUGGGCAUUAAUGUUCGUACUGGCCAAAACUAUAUUGCUCAGUAUAGAAAAGAUGAAGAACAACGUCUUCCUGGAAGUACAGGAAAAAGAUCUGUCAGCACUCCUCCCAAGCUUUUACAACAACAUUCAUCCUUUCUGAUCGUGUACUUUGAGAACAACGUUGCUGUAACUCUUCAGGAAGCACGCACUGCCCUGCUAGAAAAAUUUAAAGAUCUGACAAUCACUCUGUCUGGCCUUCAAAAGCAUUUGGUGAAUAAGUGCUGUCUAACACUGUAUAAACUUGAGAAACUUCCUGCAGCUCGCAAUUCAGAAUGGGUAAUUCAGUUAAGAAAGGACAAGGUGACUGAAUGGUUUUCCAUUUUGGAUUUUGACUAUGUCAGAGACUGCGUCUUUAUCAAUGAGGAAGGUUUCAACAUGCAUAUCAACAUUACUAUUCUUGAAGCUAUUUCCCAAAUUGGUGUAAUCAGUGUCACCUUGCGCAAACCACAGGCAGUUGUUAGCUCUAAGAAGUGCAAGUUGGAUAAGAAAGUGGAGAAGAUCAAUGGCCAUGUUAGAACCUGA
Messenger RNA from Phycomyces blakesleeanus NRRL 1555(-), 798 nucleotides. Its product is annotated as Homeodomain-like DNA binding domain-containing transcription factor. The record is from RefSeq and is a predicted model, not a curated record. Lineage: Eukaryota; Fungi; Mucoromycota; Mucoromycetes; Mucorales; Phycomycetaceae. The transcript has 4 exons. Bases 1 to 798 code for a protein of 265 amino acids.